Molecule: messenger RNA, 774 nt
Organism: Callorhinchus milii (elephant shark)
Lineage: Eukaryota; Metazoa; Chordata; Chondrichthyes; Chimaeriformes; Callorhinchidae
Gene: cimap1b
Product: outer dense fiber of sperm tails 3B
Exons: 6
Coding region: 4-753 (249 amino acids)
Cellular component (GO): cytoskeleton
Source: RefSeq, a predicted model, not a curated record
ACAAUGACUCACGAUCCCUGGGUUGGGACAUGGAGACCCCAUCGACCCAGGAUGCCCAUCGCAGCCAUGUACAACAGCCCCGGCCCCAAGUACAUGCUGCAGGGGAACACAGGUUAUGAACGUCAUGACCUGACCAAGUACAGGGCUCCAGCCUAUUCCCUGGCCAAACGCCUGCCGGGGCUGAAGGACCCAGGGACACCGGGCCCCAAGAAGCUGCCCGAGAAGAUCACGCGGUUCGGGGUGGAGAAGGGCCCCCUGUGGUCCAUGGGCCAACGUCUGAAGGACUUUGACCCCGGAAAAAGCCCUGGUCCAGGAAAGUACAAACCGGAGAACGGGGACCGGCUGGCAUUCCCCAGCGUUCCCGCAUACUCACUGGCCAAACGCACACUCGGCUUGAAGCUUGGCGAAGGACCAGGUCCUGCCCGCUAUCAGGAGGUGAAGGUGUUUGGGCCGAAGAUCCCACACCUGCGAGCGGCCCCUGCCUACUCCAUGGGCAAGCGCCUCAAACUGGGCAGCGCCAUGGACUCCCUGGGCAAGUCACCGGGUCCGUGUGUGUAUGAUGCAGUUCAUACAGACCUGUUUAAGGUCCGGGCACCCAGGUACACCAUGCUGGAGAGAAACCAACUGCCUGGAGACAACACGCUCAAACCUGGGCCCAAUGUUAAUCUGCACAAACCCAUCCAACCCAAGUACACGUUUGGGGUUCACCAUUCCGACUACCUGGCCCCACUCAUCGUGACCCCCACAGAUUGAAGCAGCGGGCCCCUCUUCUUC